This is a messenger RNA of Triticum dicoccoides, 1682 nucleotides long. Its product is annotated as transcription factor NIGT1-like. The record is from RefSeq and is a predicted model, not a curated record. The transcript has 5 exons. Gene Ontology annotation, molecular function: DNA binding; DNA-binding transcription factor activity. Gene Ontology annotation, biological process: regulation of DNA-templated transcription. Bases 177 to 1370 code for a protein of 397 amino acids. NCBI's taxonomy places the organism in Eukaryota, Viridiplantae, Streptophyta, Magnoliopsida, Poales, Poaceae.
ACCCAUCACUCCGCCUUCCCUCCCCGUGUACGAAUAUACGCGACGCCCCGACGACGAUUCCUUUCCUUCCUUCCUUCUUCUUCCUCACCUUCCCCGUCCCGUUUCCCCCCUCCUCUCUCUGCCGUGCGGAUCAAUCCAUCCAUCCAUCCAUCCAACGAGACCUGCGGGCUGCGGCCAUGGAGAUGGAGGUGCCGUCGGCGCAGGCGGACCGCGACGGCGCCCGGCGACGGCUCCGGGACUACCUGCUCGCGCUCGAGGAGGAGCGCCGCAAGAUCCACGUCUUCCAGCGCGAGCUCCCCCUCUGCCUCGACCUCGUCACCCAGACAAUCGAGGGGAUGAAGAGCCAGAUGGGCGGCGCCGCCAGCGAGGAGACGGUGAGCGACCACGACGGGCCCGUGCUCGAGGAGUUCAUCCCGCUCAAGCCCAGCCUAUCCUUGUCCUCUUCCGAUGACGAGACUAGCACCCACGCCGCGGCGCCGGUCUCAAACGCUAAGGCCGAGACGCCGCCGCCCACGCCGGAGACCAAGAAGGCGAUGCCGGACUGGCUCCAGUCCGCGCAGCUUUCGACCUGGAGUGAGCCCCAGCAAUCAUCAUCUCUUCGAAAGGUGCUGCCAUGCAGACCGGUGGCGCUGAACGCCACCAGGACCGGGGGAGCGUUCCACCCCUUCGAGAAGGAGAAGCAGCCCGAGGCUGAGCUGCCGGCCUCGUCAACCACGGCACCGGCAAGCACGGCGUUGGUCGGAGACAGCGGCGACAAAGCCACCAGCGACACUGAGGUGCACGACAAGGACAGCAAGGAUAUCACUGAGAAAGACACAGACAAAGACAAAGACAAAGAGGGGCAGUCGCAGCCUAACCGGAAGCCACGGCGGUGCUGGGCGCCGGAGCUCCACCGCCGGUUCCUGGAAGCAUUGCAGCAGCUGGGCGGGUCCCACGCAGUGGCGACACCGAAGCAGAUCCGGGAGCUGAUGAAGGUCGACGCCCUCACCAACGACGAGGUCAAGAGCCAUUUGCAGAAGUACCGUCUGCACACGUCAAGGCGGCCGAGCUCCACGGCCCAGAGCAGCGCCGCCGCAGCAACUCAGCCCACGCCGCAGUUCUUCGUGGUGGGCAGCUGCAUCUGGGUUCCCCAGCAGGAGUAUGCCGCCGCGGCGGCCGCCGCCGCGGCAACCAAUGUUGCAUCGGGAAGCCCGAACCAAGUAUACGCUCCGACGGCGACGUUGCCAUCAGGGUUGAAGCCACACUUAGCAAAGCAGUCGAGUAGGCGGUCGGAAGGACCGAGGAGCGGCGACACUGGCGGCGUUAACUCGGACUCGGACAACCCAACUAUGUCGUCGUCGUCGCAAACCACAUCUGCAGGGCAUCCUUAGUGUAUAACCUUGGGAGUUGGGAUCUAUUACAUACUACUAGCUUGGAGAAAUACAGAGUCUAUAAUUACGGUCACAUUUUACAGUAAGGUACGCCACAUUAUUUGUUGAUGUAGAGAAGAGAGAAAUUUGCCUUUAUGCCUUGUGGACAGCACAAGCUUAAGAUGACUCAUAUAGCUUGAGUUUUGCCACAAGCUUUGCCAAGGGUAGUUUUUUUGCACUGUGGAGCUCACCACCUUUUGUGAUCUUGGUGUAGGCCCUUCGAUAGGGACAUGUAUAUCGUAUACUGACAAUAGUACAUUCAGUUUUUUUUCA